ACCAGCUCAGCAACAGUUACAGAUCCUUCCAAUGUAAUAUCUCAACUAACCGUCUCUUCAUCCCUUUCUCAGGUACCUGUGCUCCCCCAACAUCACUUCUCCAAUCCAAAAAUAGAAAGACAUGGCACAAGAGGAGCCCAAGAAGAUAGAAACCGAAACUUCGGUGGAGCCUCCACCUGCUCCGGCACCUGAAUCCACGGAACCUCCCAAAGAUGUGGCGGAGGAGAAAUUAGUGGUGAUCCCACCUCCUCUUUCUCCUCUUGAAGAAAAGCCCGAGGAGCGUCAGCCUCUAGCUGUAGUUGAAAAGGUGCCGGAGGUGGCUGAGGGGAAAGUCGGAGAGGGUUCUGUAAAUCGAGAUGCUGUGCUCGCAAGAGUCGAAACAGAGAAGAGAAUUUCACUAAUCAAAGCUUGGGAAGAGAGUGAAAAAUCAAAGGCUGAGAACAAGGCUCAGAGAAAACUUUCUGCCGUUGGGGCUUGGGAGAAUAGCAAGAAAGCAGCCCUGGAGGCUGAGCAGAAGAAGAUUGAGGAACAAUUGGAGAAGAAGAAAGCUGAAUAUGUGGAGAAAAUGAAGAACAAGGUUGCCUUAAUCCAUAAGGCAGCAGAAGAAAAGAGGGCAAUAAUUGAAGCACAGCGUGGGGAGGAACUUCUCAAGGCAGAGGAGGCUGCUGCAAAGUACCGUGCCACUGGAACUGCCCCGAAGAAGAUAUUUGGUUGCUUCUAGAAGACUGAUAUUUCUCUUCUGAUUAUAAUUAAAGCUGAAUUGUGUGUAUUUGUAUACUGAAAGGUCAAUUUGUUUAUUUAUACAGUGUUGCCUUGUUAUAAUGUUGUGAAGGGGAAGCAUUUGUCCCCGAUCAUUGUUGGGUGUGCAAUUGUGCAUAUGUAAGUAUAUGUGUGUGUAUAUAUAUAUAUAUAUAUAUAUGUAUAUACCAUCUGGAGAAAAGAUUAGUUUUGGAAUUUGUAAGAAAUAAGUUUGAUGUAAUGCUCAAGAUUUGUUACAUGUGUUUCACCUUUAAAAGACUACAAUAUGAUGUACCAGUUGAGAGAUAGGCUGCCCCUUGCGCAGGUUCCCAGGUACCAGAAUGAAGAAAAUGAAAGUUUUUCAUAUUACAAACAUCAAGGAGAAUUCAUUCUCAAAGAAAUCUCUAGAGGAGCCCUAUCACUUUCUAGGAUGACCAUUCGCCUUGAUCAUCAUUCCUUCGAGUAUCUUUUUCAUCUUAAUUUCCUCCUCCUUUAUUUCUUUCCUUUUCUUUUCUUUUUUGUUUAAUUUCUUGUGUGUUUAAUCCAAAAUGAGUGUUAAUUUGUUAGUUUGUAUCUUUUUGACAUUAAUUAUAUAAGCUACUUGGUUGAGAAUGGAAUCUGCUACAUAACAUUGUGCGAUUCUUCCUAUCCAAGAAAACUAGCUUUCCAUUAUUUGCAGGAUCUGCAAAAGGAGUUUGACAAGUUUGAUAUUAGUCUCCUAGACAAAAUUACAAGACCUUACAGCUUUGUUAAGUUUGAUAGUGUCAUUGGCAAUAUUAGAAAGCAAUAUAUGGACACAAGAACACAAACCAAUCUAUCAAAACUGAAUGCUUGUCGUCAACAAGAUCUUGAUAUAAUCACUGAAAACAUGUCUCAGAUUAUAGAAAGAAGAAGAAAUUCCGGUAAUUCUAUGUGCCUUUUGUCUGUGCAGUUGUAGCUUAAUACUUAAGUCCUUCAACAAGAAAAAUGAUGAAGUCCAGACAACGUUUUCUUCCGUGGUGCAGAAAUAUUUGAGAGAGUUGCAACUAACUCUCAGCCUCUUUCCCCUUCAAUAUGGUGCUCCCCUCGUCUUGAGGCGAUUGCUUUGAUAUGGACACCUAUUACAGUCAUAGCUGCUGUUGCUGCUGUUCUUUUAUGGACCAGCUAUUUCCUCACAGAUGACUUCUUCAUUUCAGCUCAAUAAAAAUUGAGGUACAAAGGAAACAUGAUUAAAAAAAUGGCUUGAUACUUGGAUUGUGAGAGUUGGAGCUUGUAAUAAUUGUAUUCAAACAAU
Molecule: messenger RNA, 2011 nt
Organism: Rubroshorea leprosula
Lineage: Eukaryota; Viridiplantae; Streptophyta; Magnoliopsida; Malvales; Dipterocarpaceae
Source: the annotation of a GenBank genome assembly